AUGGAGACUAGAAAUGAUACAACAGUGACAGAGUUUAUUAUUUUGGGAUUAACAGAUAAUCCUACACUAUGUGCCUUCUUCUUUGUGGUUUUUCUAGGAGUUUAUAUAGUUACCAUCAUGGGAAAUUUCAGCAUAAUUAUCUUAAUUCGAAGCAGCCCACAACUUCAUACUCCCAUGUAUCUUUUUCUCAGCCAUUUGGCCUUUGUGGACAUUGGGUAUUCCACAUCAGUCACAUCAAUUAUGCUCUCGAGUUUCUUGAGAGAGAGAACUACUAUCCCUGUCACUGGGUGUGUAGUACAGCUUGCCUCUGAUGUUGCUUUUGGGACUACAGAGUGCUUUCUGCUGGCCACCAUGGCCUAUGAUCGGUAUGUGGCCAUCUGCUCUCCCCUGCUCUACUCCACCCAAAUGUCCCCAGUGAUCUGCUUUCUCUUACUGGGGGCUUCCUACAUGGGUGGAUGUAUGAACGCCUCAUCAUUUACAGGCUGUUUGAUGAACCUGUCCUUCUGUGGCUCAAAUAAAAUCAAUCACUUUUUCUGUGACCUUUUUCCGCUCCUAAAGCUUUCUUGUGGCCACGUCUAUAUUGCUGAAAUAUCUCCCGCCAUCUCCUCUGCAUCAGUCCUUGUAAGCACUUUGUUUACCAUAGUUGUGUCCUAUAUCUACAUUCUCCAUGCAAUCAUGAAGAUGCGCUCUACGGAGGGCAGAAACAAGGCCUUCUCUACCUGCACUUCCCACCUCACUGCAGUCACUUUGUUUUAUGGGACAGUUUUGUUUGUUUAUGUGAUGCCCAAGUCCAGCUAUUCAGCUGAUCAUGUCAAAGUGGCAUCUGUGAUCUACACCGUGGUGGUCCCCAUGUUGAACCCUCUCAUCUACAGUCUGAGGAACAAGGAGGUGAAAGAGGCCAUGAGAAAACUGUUGAGUAGGACUCAUUGGUUUUCUUGA
Molecule: messenger RNA, 939 nt
Organism: Tupaia belangeri chinensis (Chinese tree shrew)
Lineage: Eukaryota; Metazoa; Chordata; Mammalia; Scandentia; Tupaiidae
Product: olfactory receptor 481
Exons: 1
Coding region: 1-939 (312 amino acids)
Biological process (GO): G protein-coupled receptor signaling pathway
Cellular component (GO): membrane
Molecular function (GO): G protein-coupled receptor activity; olfactory receptor activity
Source: RefSeq, a predicted model, not a curated record